AUGAGCUUCGCUCACGACGAAGAAAGCGGCCCUGGCGGUCGCACUGGCCGCCAUGGCAGUGUCUCCGUCUACGCCACCAACAUGGGCGCCCCUACUUAUGACGCCGGUCGCAGACGAUCCUCCAUUGUCCCUGCCGGCGUUGUUGGAGCCACCCAGGGUGAGGCUGUCUUCAACCAAAAGGAUGAGACCUUCCGAAAGAUGUCGGUUGCUGUCCCUAAUUUGGCUGAGCUCUCUGCGGAUGCCAAAGCGGCAGCAGAUCUUGAGACUAGCAUGGGUUUCCGCGAGGGCUGCAAGUUGUACCCAAAGGCCAUCAUGUUCUCCUUCUGUCUCUCCUUGGCUGUGAUCAUGGAGGGUUAUGACACCUACCUUCUCGGAAAUUUCUUCGGCAACCAGUCCUUCGCCAGAAAGUUCGGUGGCCCUGGACCCAUCAAAGAUGGCGUUCAGACAUACGAAGUCAGUCCAACAUGGCAGACUGCCCUUGGUAACGGUACCGCGGCUGCUCAAAUUAUCGGUCUCUUCUUGAACGGCAUCAUUUCCGAGCGCAUUGGAUACCGCUGGACUAUGAUUGGUGCUCUCCUCUUUAUCACUGGCACCAUCUUCAUCACAUUCUUCGCCGUAAACGUCCACAUGUUGCUUGCAGGCUACGUCCUCUCUGGUCUUCCAUGGGGUGUUUUCCAGACCCUUACAACCACCUAUGCCGCUGAGGUGACUCCCGUACCUCUCCGACCAUAUCUUACUACUUAUGUCAACCUCUGCUGGGUUAUUGGCCAGCUCCUCGCUGCCGGUAUUCUCAAGGGCUUCGUCAAUGUCACCGACGAGUGGGCAUAUCGUAUCCCUUAUGCCAUCCAAUGGAUCUGGCCACUCCCAAUCGCUCUGACCGCAUUCUUGGCUCCAGAGUCACCGUGGUGGUUGGUCCGCCAUGGCAAGCUCGAUCAAGCUCGCGCAGCACUUCUCAAGCUUACCUCCAAGAAAAACACCCGAUUCAACGUUGAGGAUACAUUGGCUAUGAUGAUUCACACCAACGAGCUCGAAAUCCAGCAAACCGCUGGUACUAGCUAUCUUGACUGCUUCAAGGGAGUCGAUCUCCGACGAACCGAGGUUACCUGCAUGACAUGGCUCAUUCAACAGACUUCUGGCUCUCCUAUGAUCGGUUGGGGUACUUACUUCAUGAUUCAAGCCGGUCUUGACGAUAAUGACGCCUAUUCCCUUGGUGUCGGUCAGAGUGCUAUGGGUUUCAUGGGCACCGUCCUUUCCUGGUUCUUGAUGCCCCACUUUGGUCGCCGCACUCUUUACAUCUGGGGCCAAGUCGGUAUGUUUAUUAUCUUGAUGAUUAUUGGCGGUCUCGGAGUUCCUGGUCUCUCUACUUCAGUCGGCUGGGCAUCCGGUGCUUUGAUCCUGAUCUUGACAUUCGUCUACGAUUUCACCGUCGGACCCGUCUGCUACUCUUUGGUCGCUGAGCUUCCAUCCACCCGUCUGAGAAUCAAGACUGUCGUACUCUCGCGAAACGUGUACAACGUCAUGGGAAUAGUCAUUGGAACUCUUCAACCUCGCAUGAUGAACCCCACUGCCUGGAAUUGGCGUGGAAAGACCUGCUUCUUCUGGGGUGGUCUCAAUCUGCUUGGAUUGAUCUGGACUUAUUUCCGUCUCCCUGAACCAAAGGGUCUCACCUAUGCCGAGCUCGAUGUUCUGUUCGAGAACAAGGUUUCUGCACGCAAAUUCAAGUCGGUUAAAGUUGAUCCAUACAGAUCCGAUAACUUGGUCAUCAUCCCCGAUGAGGACGUCAGCUCUCACGAGAAGAAGAAUGGUUUCUAA
Molecule: messenger RNA, 1812 nt
Organism: Exophiala bonariae
Lineage: Eukaryota; Fungi; Ascomycota; Eurotiomycetes; Chaetothyriales; Herpotrichiellaceae
Exons: 2
Coding region: 1-1812 (603 amino acids)
Biological process (GO): carbohydrate transport; transmembrane transport
Cellular component (GO): membrane
Molecular function (GO): carbohydrate:proton symporter activity
Source: RefSeq, a predicted model, not a curated record